CUUCACGACCGCCGUUCCUGUGACGCCGUUUGCGGGGUCGGUGCGAGCGGGGGCACCGGGCGAGACGCUGCGGUCUUUUAAAACCGUCUUCCUCCUAUAAAUAUUUAUAAAUAUUUUUAUCCCCCGGCUUAUGCCAAUUCAUUCGUGCAUCCGAGAGCGGGAACUUGUCCGAGGAAAACUCGAAAACAGAGCGGAUGGCAGCCCAUGACGGAGAGAAGAAGGUAGUCGAGGAAUCACCCGCCGAGAAGGAGCGCGGGGCGGAGGAGGUCGUCUCCGUGGAGCUCCCGGCGCCACCGGGCUGGAGGAAAAAGUUUAUGCCCAAGAAGGGUGGAACGCCGUAUAGGAAUGAGAUAGUUUUCAUAUCACCAACAGGCGAAGAGGUUAAAAACAAGAGACAGUUGGAUAUUUAUUUGCGUUCACACCCAGGAAAUCCAGCAUCUUCUGAAUUUGACUGGGGAACUGGUGAUACCCCGAGACGCUCUGCAAGAAUUAGUGAAAAGGCAAAGGCAACAGAGACCCCAGAAGGUGAAAAGCCAAAAAAAAGAGAGAGAAAAUCAAGCUCAAAAAAAGGAGGAAAUAAAAAUAAAGAUAGUGAUGGUGUGAAUGAAGCUCCUGCAACAGAGGAUGCAACAGUUGAAGAUACACGUGCAUUUGAUGAAAAAAUGAAGGAAGCUGAAGGUGGUGAGGACAAGUCCAAAGAUGAGGUUGUUUCUGUAGAAACUGCAGUGAAAGAGGGAGCUGUCGGACAAGCUUCGCUGGACGAAGUCAAAGUAAAUGUUGAAGAGAAAACUGAGAAGUUAGAAGAAAGCAGUAAGGUUGAUCCUGCUGCAGCAGUGCCAGAGGAAGCCGAGAAGGAAGGGGAGCCUGAAACCGAAAAACCAGCUGAUGCUGAAAUACUGCCUCCAGCAACUGAUGAGAAAGAAGAGGCCUCAGCUGAGACAGAGAUGGACAACAAGGUGCCAGAGAAUGGAACCCACAAGGAUAAUGAAGCUUCAGUUCCCAAAGAUGCACCUUCUAUGAACUGUGAUGAUGGGCAACAUCAGCCCCAGGCCUCUCCGGUUAAUUGCUGAAACUCAUAAAAGCUAGGCCUUUAGGCUGUUACUGGCUGUUUAGUUAGACUUAAUCUGAACAUAUAGUUGGUGUUGGGAUUUGGCUUAGAGUUAAUAUUGUAUCCUAUCUGAAUCUUCUGUAUGUGCUACUGGUGCUACCUUCUUUGUCAUCACUGGGAUGUAAUUUGGGAAUAUGUUCUGAUGCUAUUUACUCUAACAUGUUAACUUAAUAUUCUUGACAUACGUAUGUUGUGUUUUACAGCAGGAUAUUGCAGGUUUUAUGCAUGACAUGAGAUUUGGA
Molecule: messenger RNA, 1350 nt
Organism: Elaeis guineensis (African oil palm)
Lineage: Eukaryota; Viridiplantae; Streptophyta; Magnoliopsida; Arecales; Arecaceae
Molecular function (GO): DNA binding
Source: RefSeq, a predicted model, not a curated record